GACGAAAAAGAAAAAGAAAAAAAGAAAACGUUCAUCAAUCUCGAGGGAAAUUAUUGGAAAGAUAUUUAUCGGUUUCAUAUUAAAAUUGUCGGUCCACCCUCCUACUUAUUCGUGAUCCAAAUUUGCUUUCUGCAACCUCGUGUUCUUGCAAAAAACGAUCAUGUCGACCGUUAGCUUGAAGCCACUGUUCUGUCCUAGCCGUAGACAAACUUUAGUCAAUCGUAAGCCUUGCUUUGUGAAUUGCUCUUCGAAGUUUGUCGUCUCCGAUGUCAAACGGUUCUGCAACUUCCGUUCAACCUAUAGUUCUCCGUCUCAAACUGUUGCAGCUGCAUCUACAGAUACAGCUACACUUGAGUCAUUUCAAUCAGCUGCUGUAUUCUUCGACGAAACUUUUCCAAUCAGCCGAACUGAUAAGUUAGAGGGAAAGAUCUAUGUAAGAUUAGAGCAGCGAAAGGAUUUGAAUGAUUGGGAGCUUACGGUAGGUUGCAGUGUACCCGGAAAAUGGAUUCUUCAUUGGGGAGUUUCCUUUGUUGAUGACGUCGGAAGUGAGUGGGAUCAACCUCCUCGUGAUAUGAUACCCCCUGGUUCUGUUCCUAUCAAGGACCAUGCAAUAGAGACACCCAUGAAGACACCACCAUCAACUUCUGAAGGAGAUACAUUCCAUGAAGUCAGGAUUGAUAUUAAACCCAACAACCAGAUUUCAGCAAUUAAUUUUGUUCUGAAGGAUGAGGAAACCGGAGCUUGGUAUCAACAUAAAGGAAGGGACUUUAAGGUUCCUCUUAUCAGCUGCCUCAAGGAGGAUGCUAAUAUAAUUGGUCCUAAAAGGGGAUUUAGUUUAUGGCCAGGGGCCUUGGGGAGGUUAUCUGAUAUGCUCCUGAAAUCAGAUUCAACACAUUAUGAAGGUCAAGAGAAGAGAAGCCAAUCUAGAGUUCCUGAACAAGAAAGCCAUCAACCAGAAGGUUUCUAUGUAGAACUUCCGGUUAUAAAAGAGGUUCCUGUCAAUAACUCCAUGAGCAUCUCUGUCAGAAAGUGCUCUGAGACAGCUAAGAAUAUUUUAUAUUUAGAAACAGAUCUUCCUGGAGAUAUUGUCCUUCAUUGGGGGGUUUGCAGGGAUGAUGCUAGAAAGUGGGAAGUUCCACCUGCUCCUCAUCCACCAGAAACAGCAGUAUUUAAAGACAGGGCUCUGAGAACUAAAUUUCAGCCAAGCGAAAAUGGAAGAUAUUCAGUACUAAUUACCUUGGGGGAAGAAUUUUCAGGGUUUCUUUAUGUGCUUAAGCUAAAUGAAAAUAGUUGGUUAAAUUCAAAGGGGGAUGAUUUUUUUGUUCCUCUUUCAAAUUCUAGUGGAUUAUGUAUUGAAAAGAGAGUUGAUCAGUUAGAAGGCAUGCAGAGAGAAGCAAAAGAAGAUGCAAGUGAAAAGGCUUCUACCUCUGCAUACACUGAUGAAAUAAUCAACGAAAUAAGGAAUUUGGUGACAGGCAUCUCCUCUGAGAGGAGUCAAAAGACAAAAACCAAAGAAGCACAAGAAAGCAUUCUUCAAGAAAUUGAACGACUUGCUGCUGAAGCCUAUAGUAUCUUCAGAAGCUCUGUUCCAACCUUUCCAGGGGAAACUAUGGUGGAAUCUGAGGUUGCUGUGGAAUCAGAAACCCUGAUACCACCUCCAAAAAUAUGCUCAGGAACAGGCACAGGGUAUGAAAUACUAUGCCAAGGGUUUAACUGGGAAUCUCAUAAAUCAAGAAGAUGGUACAAGGAGCUGGAAGGGAAAGCUGCAGAGCUUGCAUCCCUUGGUUUUACUGUAGUUUGGUUACCGCCACCUACAGAAUCUGUUUCACCAGAAGGAUACAUGCCGAAGGAUUUGUAUAAUUUGAAUUCCAGAUAUGGAAGCAUUGAUGAACUGAAGGAUUUAGUGAAAAGAUUUCAUGAAGUUGGGAUCAGAGUUCUUGGAGAUGCUGUUUUAAAUCACCGCUGUGCCCACUAUAAGAAUCAGAAUGGCAUUUGGAACAUAUUUGGAGGUCGUCUAAACUGGGAUGAUCGGGCUGUUGUUUCUGAUGAUCCACAUUUUCAGGGUAGGGGAAACAAGAGUAGCGGAGACAAUUUCCAUGCUGCUCCAAACAUUGAUCAUUCACAGGAAUUUGUGAGAAAGGAUCUAAAAGAAUGGUUAUGCUGGUUGAGGGAAGAAAUAGGGUAUGAUGGAUGGAGGCUUGACUUUGUCAGGGGGUUUUGGGGUGGUUAUGUAAAGGACUACAUUGAUGCAAGUGAACCUUACUUCGCUGUAGGAGAGUACUGGGAUUCCCUCAGUUAUACAUAUGGUGAAAUGGAUCCUAAUCAAGAUGCACACAGGCAGAGAAUCGUUGACUGGAUCAAUGCUACCAAUGGUACUGCUGGUGCCUUUGAUGUUACGACAAAAGGGAUUCUUCAUUCUGCCUUGGGAAGAUGUGAAUAUUGGCGAUUAUCAGAUCAGAAGGGAAAACCCCCUGGUGUUGUUGGAUGGUGGCCCUCGCGUGCUGUUACCUUUAUAGAAAAUCAUGACACUGGUUCUACCCAGGGUCAUUGGAGAUUUCCCAGUGGAAAAGAAAUACAAGGAUAUGCUUACAUUCUUACUCACCCAGGCACCCCAACGGUGUUCUUUGACCACAUUUUCUCUCACUAUCAUAGUGAAAUAGCAGCACUUGUAUCCCUCAGGAAACGAAACAAGAUCCACUGUAGGAGUACGGUUCGAAUUUGUAAGGCAGACAGGGAUGUGUAUGCAGCCAUCGUUGAUGACAAAAUUGCUAUGAAGAUUGGACCUGGCCAUUUUGACCCACCUAAUGGCUCUAAAAGAUGGUCCUCAGCCAUUGAGGGAAGAGACUAUAAGAUUUGGGAGGCAUCAUAAGUAUUGGCCAAAUCACAUCAAAUGUAUCUUUUGAUAGAUUUUUCAAGUAAAUUCAAUGUACAAAAUGAUUCUUAGAUCAAGUAUAGAUCAAGUCAAGGCAUGUCAAAGGUGGACUCUUUGACAUGUAAACAUUUUUACCUGUCAUCAACUCGAUUUGCCUAAUCUCCACUCUGCAUGUAACAUUGUCUAGCACAGGUUAUUGUAAUGGGAUGGUUUGUAGUUGAGAAGUCAUGCCAUGCUAUUGCAGAGAAUGUGUAGACAUGGAGCCAUUAAAGAAGCAUGAUGAAGGUUGCAUAGGAUGGUGGCAUUUAAACCAAAUGCAGACUCAUCAAUGAGUUGUAUCAUACAUAGUGUACUUAUAUUUCAUAAUUCAUAUGAACAUGAUUGAAGUGUAUUCGUGGCAUGAAUGGUUACUAUUUUUAUUACAAGAGAACACAAAGUAUAGGUGUAUAAAAGCACUGUAAGAAUUCUAGUUCUUACGAUUUUUCACCUGUUUA
Prosopis cineraria is the source of this 3366-nucleotide messenger RNA. Its product is annotated as alpha-amylase 3, chloroplastic. The coding region runs from base 161 to 2869 and encodes 902 amino acids. The transcript has 13 exons. Gene Ontology annotation, molecular function: calcium ion binding; alpha-amylase activity. The record is from RefSeq and is a predicted model, not a curated record. Gene Ontology annotation, biological process: carbohydrate metabolic process. NCBI's taxonomy places the organism in Eukaryota, Viridiplantae, Streptophyta, Magnoliopsida, Fabales, Fabaceae.